AAUGGAGAUAGGUUAAUUUGAUAAUUUAUUUCAAUAUGCCUCCUAAUUGGCUGAUUUGGCAUUAAAUGUUGGUAUUUGAUCCUGUUUUGAUAAAUAAAUAGGAUUUGUGUUGGGUCCUCUAAUUGGAUACGUGGCUUAAUAUUAAUUGAUAAAGUCAUAGAAGAGUGUAGGUUCAUUUUCAACUGAUGUAUGUGCAAUAUUAUUGUUUGCCAAUUUGUUAAGAAUUGUAUUUUGGUAUGAAAAACGUUUUGAAAGUGCAUUAUUGUAUCAAUCAGUUCUGAUGAUCAUGAUGUAAGUAAUAAAUCAUACUAUAUUCUUAAGGUUGAAUUAUUAAGACUAUGUCUGACAAUAAAGAAUAAGUCUGUUUAUAAAAAUAAACCAGUCUCGUUCUUUGAUAGCCCAUUUAAUAAAUUUUGGAGAUGGACUUAAUUAAAUUCCUAUAUAGCAUGUUUAAUCACCUUCUUAAUUUUUGUAUUGAUAUCUAGUUAUUUGAAUCUUGGUAACCCUCAAUAUUGGGAAAUUAUAGGAUUUCUAAGUUGUGCAAUAGAAGUACAUAUAAAUUUAUAUUAAUAAGGCCACUUUGGGAUUACCUUAAGCUAUAAAAAAUCAUACAUCAAAAAGCGUGAAAGGAUUGUCAUACACAAUGAUAGGAUCAUGGUUUUUAGGAGAUGCAUUUAAGACAUUUUAUUUCAUUGUCAAAAAUUAACCAGCUUAAUUUGUGAUGUGCGGAGUAAUCCAAUUAAGUGUUGAUAUUUGGAUUAUGCUAUAAAUAGCAGUUUUUAGUUCUAAGAAAGGAGACCUAGCAGAAAUAUGAU
Paramecium pentaurelia is the source of this 815-nucleotide messenger RNA. Lineage: Eukaryota; Ciliophora; Oligohymenophorea; Peniculida; Parameciidae. The record is from the annotation of a GenBank genome assembly.